Rotaria sordida is the source of this 231-nucleotide messenger RNA. NCBI's taxonomy places the organism in Eukaryota, Metazoa, Rotifera, Eurotatoria, Philodinida, Philodinidae. The record is from the annotation of a GenBank genome assembly.
AUGACACGUGCAUUGGGAGAUUAUUCAUUAGAUAAACAUAUUAUACCAGCUUUACCUGAUAUAAUUCAAUAUCGAAGAGAUUCAUCAGCAUCAUUUGUUAUAAUUGCUUCGGAUGGAAUUUGGGAUGUUAUCAAUAAUGAACAAGUUGCAUUAUUUGUUUCUCAACGAGCAUCAAAUAAAAGUUUAUCUGAAAUAAUAUCAGAUUUAUUUGAUAAAUGUUUACAAGAAUAA